Messenger RNA from Sparassis crispa, 3204 nucleotides. RefSeq lists its product as hypothetical. NCBI's taxonomy places the organism in Eukaryota, Fungi, Basidiomycota, Agaricomycetes, Polyporales, Sparassidaceae. The transcript has 21 exons. The record is from RefSeq and is a predicted model, not a curated record. The coding region runs from base 1 to 3204 and encodes 1067 amino acids.
AUGGCGAAGGCAGACGAUCAGAACCAUUCCAGCCAGUUCAAAUUUAAACGCCAAAUUCUCCGGAGCGAUGCACCUGCUGCCUCUCCGCGACCAAGUCUUCAAAGUCCUAUUUUCAGCACCACAGGAAAGCAGCUUGGUGAUAGCUUGCGUGGGACUCAAGUAGCACCUUAUGGAGCGUCGCUACCUCCAUCCGCCAACUCUCAGCGGAGGCUUGUCGUCCACCAGAGGAUGCAGUCUCCUCCGGACGAAACUAAAUUUCAGCUGCCGUGCGCUACUCGCAGCGGCGAUUUGGCCUUACCGGAAGCCGUCAAACCUCAAGCGUCGUCGCUCGGUGAUCCACAAAUGGCUCAAUCUCCUCCAAUGUCGCAGAACAAUGCUCGUCUUUUCCUCGGAAAGCACCUUUCCGCAAGUCCAGCACAAAGGACGGUGGGAAACAACCUAUCGAACAGGUUUGACACGGGCUUCAAUAAUCCUCAGGAUGACAACGCUUCGUAUAUGCCAAACCGCGCCUCGAGUUCUCUGUCAUACACUGUCCCAUCUGUUACGCCCAAGCCAAUUCCAAGUAGCAUGCACAACAACUUCAUGCCAUCUAGCCAUUCCAGGAGUGCUUCCGUUGUGAGCUCUACCUUAGGUCGACAGGACGAAGACAUAUCGUCGAUAAUGAUGCGUGGAGCAACUGAUUUGAGAAACACGAAGUAUGAAGUCGAAGAACAGCGUAGGGAGAUACUCUUUUUACAAGACCAGUUGGAAACUGCGAAGAGCGAGAAGGAUGAGGCGCUCAAACGACUGCAAGCCGUCAAAGAUGCGGCGAAGCACAGCCUUGAGUCGAGCUCUAAGAGCUUGAAUGAUUUGCAAUCAACUCUGACUGAUCUGAAAACGAAAUCUGACGAUUCGUUUGCGGUUGUAUCUGCUGUGCGGAAGUCGUUGCCGGACGUGCAAGAGCUACGGGUCUCCAUUUCGGAAGCUAUAAAGAAUAUUGAGCCACUCCUGGGCGAGGAUGGGCACCUAUCCAGGACAUCAGAAACGAUGGCACUCGUCAGCAAUUUGGAACUUGAAUGCACGAAAUCUCAGCAAGUCUCCGACCUCCUCCGUGAUCGCCUUCAAUCUGUGGGCUCGGAGCUCAUCGACGCCAAGGGGCGCGUUAUCGAGCUGGAGGCUGCUCAGGCAGCUAACAGAGAAGCGCUUCGUGCGUCUGCAUGCAGUGUAUCGACUACCACACAGCAAGUCACAGAGUUGGCCGAGUGUCUGAAGAAACAGCAAGGAGAGAUGUAUGAAGUACUAUCGACAGCAGCUGAUGCUGAAGCAAAACUGGCAGCUUCUAACCAACGCAUGGAGCAGCUGGAGAAUCUCGUCGCCGAGAAGAAUGUUGAACUUCAAGCUUUGCACGAGGUUCAGCAGGAGAAUGCCAGGUUGCUGAAUGCGCUUCAGGAUCGUGAUGCCCGCCUCUCGUCGCUGGGAGAUAUCCAGCAAGAACUCUCUACAGUCCAAUCGACGCUCAAUGAGCGACAUACAAAGGUCAGUGCGCUCGAAGCAUGCGCACUGUUAAGAGAAGAGGAUAUCAGCCAUCUCAAAUCCAGUUCCGCACAAGUACAAGCACAACUCGAGGAGGCGAAGGCUGUGGGCCAGAGUCUUAGGGAAGAUCUCAGGGCCUGCGAGCUCCGCGAGCAAGCAGCGCUCGAGGAGAGGGAGCGACACAGUUCUGAUGGUCGUGCCUUACAAGUCCGGCUAGAAGCCCUUGAAUCUCAGCUUGAACAAGCACGAAGGGAACUAGAGGCGCGAAGCGAGAAAUUGCAUCAAGCAAAUAGCCGCUGCCAGGUCCUCGAGGAACGUUUUGAUGAUCAAUCGGUCACAAUGAAACUCACGAGAGAAGCCAACGGAGACUUGCAGGAGCGACUCGUCGCGGCUGAAGCUAAAUUUGCGCGAGAUUUCGAGACUGCAGUUGCCAAAUUGAACUGUGACAUUGUAUCGCUGGACCAGCAGAAGUUGCACUUGCAAAGCAAGAUUGACGACCUGAGUGAGCAUCUCAAACGGCAGGAGGAAGCCUCCCUUGCUCUGAAGACAGAACACGCUGGCCAGCUAAAGCACCAGGAUGAAAUGUUCAGAAUGAGACUUGAAGCAGAAGAGAAACGGGCCGGCAGAGCAGAGCGCGAACUCGAUACGUCCCAGGUACUCACCGAAUCCUUGCGUGAGAAGCUCUCCGGGCAUGCGGACGAGAUACAUUGUCUACGCGAAGAAUUGAAGAAGGCCAAGUUACCAUCUCCUGCUCAUGAAGCAGAGCUCAAGACCCUUCGGUCGGAGAUUGACGCACUGCAGACAGCAAAGGAGAAGCUUCUGGAAAGAGCGAAGACAAUUGAUAUACGCUACAGGAAGGGAGAUUUGACCGAUGAGGAAAAAGUAUUCCUCAAUGGUCUCAUGCAAACGUGGAAAGACAUUCACGAGAAGGGUCUUGUCGCCAAGGGAAAUGAACUUCGACGACGGGACAAUGUGAUCAAAGACUUGCGGUCCAAAAUCUACAUGUUGGAAUCGAGCCUGGCAAAGCACCUGCAAUUGCAGGAGAACGCCAAGGUUGUCGAGAAUAGGUCCAUGAUUGAUCCUACUGCUUGGAUGUCGGCGUCUGCGCUCAGUAGUUCGCCAGCUGCAACAGGUCCACAAGCGCCUGACAGGGACGCCCCAUCUACGAACGUAGAUUCUACUACAACUGCUAGACCGACUCCAGCUCCUGUUCGACCCCAGCCUAUUCGCACUAAUGCUGUACCUCAGGCCGCUCCAACCCGCGUAACGCCUACUCGCUUCCUGGUCGCAAAUGCAAAGGUUAUAUCUACCGCUCCCAAAAUUUCCGCAGCUGCUUUUGUUUCACCCGUCCCUACUUCUCCUGAGAUAACAAUCCCUAAACCCAUAUUUAGCCGACUCGCCACAGAUUCCUCUGACGAGAUCCUUGAUUUUGAAGAUGGUGCCACUCAUCGACUGUCGCCCGCAGUAAAACUUGGCAAGCGAGACAACAUGUCUUCUCCACCGAAAGAUACAGAGGCCCGAAGUAUUCCGAGACCGUCGAAACGUUUGAGGGCGACGACACGGAAACCGGAGGAGCGCGUUAACGAGGAACAAGUGAAAUCGACCUCUAAAUUGAAGAAGGAGCUGAUGAGGAAUUCAUCUACCCUUUUUACGGUCGAUGCCCCUUUGAAUCAAGUCAAGCGACCAGGUUGA